Messenger RNA from Aspergillus melleus, 543 nucleotides. RefSeq lists its product as uncharacterized. Bases 1 to 543 code for a protein of 180 amino acids. The transcript has a single exon. Lineage: Eukaryota; Fungi; Ascomycota; Eurotiomycetes; Eurotiales; Aspergillaceae. The record is from RefSeq and is a predicted model, not a curated record.
AUGUUCGAUCUAUGCAGUCCGUGUCGCUCUAGACGCGACGAGGGGGAAGAGGAGGCUCGAGAGCAGGCUCGCGCUGCCGCGCAGGAACAACGACUGCAAGACCUCAUGAAGGCUGCCUACGAAAGUCUGCUGGCCCAAGAUCCCUCGCCACCGCGCAGCCUCGUUAGUAUCUUGGUUUGCUAUCCUGAGAAUAUUAGGUUUAACGUCAACAGACGGCAUGAAGUUGGUCGAUAUCUUCGAAACAUUAUCCGGGAUCGUAUUGAUACCGGCAUCCCCCGUGCUGAGCCUGAGUAUCAUCUUCACGAUUGUCGAGCCAUGGUAGUUAUCCUUAAGGAUGACGGUAGAUACUCGCCAACAUCUCAUGAGUUCCCAGGGCACCUUAACCGAAGGGCGCUUGAGCUCAUCAACUCCAGAUUGGUGCUUUGUCAUCCAGAUCUUCGAAUCCAGUAUCCUUUCGUCACGAACGGUCUUAUGCUCGCCAUGGUCCGUCUACAGAAUAAUGGUCCUCGACCCAAUCGGCCUAUCCGUUCUCCUUACCCCUGA